CGUAGCGGACAUGGCGGGCUCCCGGCUCCCACGGCAGCUCUUUCUCCAGGGCAUGGCUGCCGUCUUCAUGUUUGCCUUCGCUUCCCUCUACACGCAGAUUCCAGGCCUAUAUGGUCCUGAGGGCAUCCUCCCUGCACGGAGGACGCUGAGGCCACAGGGAAAGGGACGCUGGCAGCAACUGUGGGAGACCCCGACACUGCUCUGGGAGGCGCCACUGCUGGGGCUGGACACAGCCCAGGGCCUGGAGCUUCUGAGCCUGCUGGGCACCCUGCUGGCCCUGGGUGCACUGCUGCUGCCCCAGCUGCGCCACCUCCUCACCUACCUGCUGCUCUGGGCCGCCUACCUGUCUGCCUGCCAGGUGGGCCAGGUGUUUCUUUAUUUCCAGUGGGAUUCCCUGCUGCUGGAGGCUGGGUUCCUGGCUGUGCUAGUGGCCCCUCUGAGGCAGCCCCCCCACCACAAGCAGGCUCCCCAGGUCAGGGUGGCAGGGGCCUCGCCCCACGAAGGCCUACCCUUCUGGCUCGUACGCUGGCUGCUGUUUCGUCUCAUGUUUGCAUCGGGCGUGGUCAAGCUGACCAGCCGUUGCCCCGCAUGGUGGGGGCUCACCGCCCUCACCUACCACUACGAGACGCAGUGCCUGCCCACACCAGCCUCCUGGUUCGCCCACCACCUGCCUAUCUGGCUGCACAAGCUCAGCGUGGUGGCCACCUUCCUCAUCGAGAUUGCAGUGCCCCCUCUGUUCUUCGCUCCUGUUCGCCGCCUGCGCUUGGCUGCCUUUUACUCCCAGGUCUUGCUGCAAGUCCUGAUUAUCAUCACGGGCAACUAUAACUUCUUCAACCUGCUCACCCUGGUGCUCACCACCGCCCUCCUGGAUGAUGCUCACCUGCCUGCGAAGUCAGGCAACAGCCGCCGCAGGAGGACGCCCACCUCCUGGCCCAAGGCUCUGCUGGCCAUGCUGUCCCUGCUCCUGGAAUUGGCAGUCUACGGGCUGCUGGCCUACGGCAUGGUACACUGCUUUGGCCUGGAGGUCGACUGGGAGCUGCACGCUGUUCACUCCAAGACAACCUUCACCUUCCACCAGUUCUCCCAGUGGCUAAAGACGGUGACCCUACCAACCAUGUGGCUGGGGGCAGCCUCGCUUGCCUGGGAACUGCUGACUGCCCUCUGGAGGUGGACCCAGGUGCAAGGAUGGCUGCAGAAGUUCUGUGCUGCAGUCCAGCUGUCCAUCUUUGGCACCGCCACGGUGGCUCUGUUCAUGAUCAGCCUGGUGCCAUACUCCUACAUGGAGCCCUCAACCCAUGGACGUCUCUGGACUGGAGCCCACCGCCUGUUUGGCACCGUGGAGCACCUGCAGCUGGCCAACUCCUAUGGUCUCUUCCGCCGGAUGACUGGUCUGGGUGGGCGGCCUGAGGUGGUGCUGGAGGGCAGCUAUGACGGACAUCACUGGACGGAGAUUGAGUUCAUGUACAAGCCCGGGAACGUGAGCCGGCCGCCCCCCAUCGUGACACCCCACCAGCCGCGCCUUGAUUGGCAGAUGUGGUUCGCGGCCCUGGGCCCCCACACGCACAGUCCCUGGUUCACGAGCCUGGUCCUUCGCCUGCUGCAGGGCAAGGAGCCUGUGAUCCGCCUCAUCCAGAACCACGCAUCUGGAUACCCCUUCCACAAGCAGCCACCAACCUAUGUGCGAGCUCAGCGCUAUAAGUACUGGUUCUCGCAGCCUGGGGAGCAGGGACAGUGGUGGCGCCGCCAGUGGGUGGAGGAAUUUUUCCCACCUGUGUCCCUGGGGGACCCGACGCUGGACAUGCUGCUCAGGCAAUUCGGCCUUCAGGACAAGAGCCCACCUCGGGCCCGCAGCUCCAGCAACACCCUGACCCAGGCCCUCCACUGGGUACGGAAACAGCUAUCUGCCCUGGAGGCCCCCACUAUCCUCUGGGGGCUCCUCCUGACCGUGGCCGCCAUUAGGGUCAUGCAGGCCCUACUGGGCCCCCGGUCCCCGCCUCUGGCCAGGGAGGAGAAGCACAGGCCAGCCCCCAGAGAGGACAUUGCCAGCAAACAAGCUGCCCCAGCUCCCAACAACAGCAGUGGUUCCCAGACCCCCCGACGGAAAAAGUAGUUGCGUCCUAUCAGCUGCACAUCUCAAGGGGGUCGGGGUUCCAGCUCCUCUCUGGCCUUCUGCAGCAGGAUACGGCCCAGCCACCGUGCCUUAGCCAACCGCCACACAGACCCAGGUUGGGGUGCUGCCCUUCUGCUCCCAGGGCCUACCUGUCCCCCCACACCAGCCACAUUCUGUCCGAGGUCACCUUCUCACCUGAUCGAUGGCUCAGGAGGGCCGUGUGUGACGUGGCUCGGCGUCCUUCCCAGGACGUGGUCAGCAGGCCUGUGGGAGGCUCUUUCCCUCUGCCCCUACUGUAGGGGUCCGAGUCUGAUGGCCCUGGCCCCAGCCCCUGCACAAGGGAUGAGGCUGACCUGCUGAGGAAGAGGUGGAAAGAUGGCCCUGAGGUCAUGUCCACACCAGCCUGUCCCAUCGUUCGGAUCUGUGAGCCAAUAAAGGCAAUUUGUGCUUGAC
This is a messenger RNA of Vicugna pacos (alpaca), 2563 nucleotides long. It is a transcript of the gene LMF2, whose product is annotated as lipase maturation factor 2. Gene Ontology annotation, biological process: protein maturation. The record is from RefSeq and is a predicted model, not a curated record. Gene Ontology annotation, cellular component: endoplasmic reticulum membrane. Lineage: Eukaryota; Metazoa; Chordata; Mammalia; Artiodactyla; Camelidae.